GUAGACAAACAGCUGACGUCGACGUUGCUUUUUCACACUUUUUUUUGCCGCUAUGAAAUUACAACUAUAAAAAGUUCUUUACAUUUUCUCAGAAAAACACACAGGCAACGCGAAGCAGCAGGAACAACCACUUAAGACCGAUGACCGAGGCAGCAGGAGCAGCCAACCCAAGAGGCGCUGCCGGAGACCCAGGCACGUACGGCGAGGAAAUGCGUCCGUUGGCCGGCGGAGGAAAGGAGCCGUCCAAGCUGGACGACCUGGUACAGUAUGUGAGCCUCCAUGUGCGGAUCCCCACGCCGUUGACCGGAGUGGUGCUGCCCUUCGUGCCACUCUACCUAGCCGCCUUCUACCUGUGGAUCCACGUGAUUGGCGGCGAGGAAACUGGAACGGCCAAAGUCGAGCUGACAUCCGUCGAAAACCAGACAACCACGGAUAAUUCCACUACUUGGAAUGACGUGGGCUUUAUCGCUGUGCUAGCCAUCGCCUUUCUGCACAUCCUCACGCUGCUCUUUUGCUACUGGAGCGUCCAUGUACUGGCCUUCCUCACCUGCCGCCGGGUGAAGCUGCCCGGCGCCAAUGUGCUGGCCAAAGUGGUGCCCACCGCCAACAACGGCAACUCCAAGAUCGUGCCCGUACGCUCCUCCAAGCUGGAGGACGGCUCCACCCAGUAUUUCUUGGUUUUUCAAAAGACGAAGUACGUUUGGAAUGAGGAUCGGAAGACGUUCCGCGCCGUCGAAUUCCCGGUAAAUGGACUGCUGAGCAGCUACUCCUCGUCCAGAGGUUUGGAAACGGAGGAGGCCAUCAAGCGGGCCACGCUGACCUACGGCAACAACGAAAUGGAAAUGGUGGUUCCGGAAUUUCAUGAACUGUUCAUAGAACGCGCCACGGCCCCGUUCUUCGUGUUCCAGGUGUUCUCCGUGGGACUGUGGUGCAUGGACGACUACUGGUACUACUCCCUGUUCACUCUAUUCAUGCUGGUCGCCUUCGAGUGCACCAUUGUCAAGCAGCAGCUGCGGAAUAUGUCCGAGAUCCGGAAGAUGGGAAAUAAGCCGUACCUGAUAUACGCCUUCCGGCAGAACAAGUGGCGUCACAUCGGUUCCGAUGAGCUGCUGCCCGGUGAUUUGGUGUCGGUAACGCGCUCCCAGAAUGACAACAUCGUGCCCUGUGAUCUGGUCAUCCUUCGAGGUUCCUGCAUCGUGGACGAAUCCAUGCUUACUGGCGAAUCGGUCCCUCUGAUGAAGGAGUCGUUGGAAUCACUGGACAAUUUGAACGUAGAAAUGGACGCUGAGGGAGAUGGCAAGCUCUUUGUUUUGUUUGGUGGCACUAAAGUAGUCCAGCACACCGCCCCCACGAAAGAAUCGCUUCGUGCUCCUGAUGGCGGCUGCAUUGGCUAUGUGAUUCGCACGGGUUUCAACACGUCGCAGGGCAAGCUUCUGCGAACGAUCUUGUUUGGCGCAAAUCGAGCUACCGAAAACAACGUCGAGACAUUUGCUUUUAUCGCCUUCCUGAUGGUCUUUGCUGUGGCCGCCGCAUCUUAUGUGUGGGUAAAGGGCAGUGAGGAUCCGGAGCGCAAUCGCUAUAAGCUUUUCCUGGAAUGUACGCUUAUCUUGACGUCCAUCAUCCCGCCGGAUCUACCCAUUGAGUUAACCUUGGCAGUAAACACUUCUCUGAUCCAGCUUACCAAGUUUUUUGUGUUCUGCACAGAACCAUUCAGGAUUCCCUUCGCCGGAAAAGUACAAAUCUGCUGCUUCGACAAGACGGGAACUCUGACCACUGAUAAUCUCAUGGUAGAGGGAAUUGCCGGACUAGCUCCCAACGGAGCUUGUGUGCCCAUUGAAGAGGCGGAAGGAAGCACGGUUCAGGUGCUCGCCUGCUGUCAUUCACUGGCCCUGCUGGAUGAUGGAUUAGUAGGAGAUCCACUGGAGAAAGCAACCCUAUCGGCUGUGGAUUGGACGCUAACCAAGAUGGACAGCGUCAUCCCGAAGCGUCCGCAGUUCAAGCCGCUGAAAAUCAUCCAACGCUACCACUUUUCAUCGGCGCUUAAGCGUAUGUCCGUGCUAGCUGGCUAUCUUAUGCCCUACUCCAAUGAGGUGCAACACAUAGGAGCGGUAAAGGGAGCUCCUGAGGUUAUUCAAAAGAUGCUGAGCAAAGUGCCCUCGGACUACGAGAAGGUUUAUUUGGAGUACGCUCGUCGCGGGGCCCGCGUCCUGGCUCUGGGCAUUAAGGAGCUCGGAUCACUGGGAUCUCAAAAAAUUCGGGAAUUGAAACGCGAGGAAGUCGAGUGCGGCCUGACCUUCGCUGGAUUCGUGAUAAUUUCCUGUCCUAUGAAGCCCGAUUCGAAAUCGGUGAUCAAGGAGCUCAUUCAAUCCUCUCACAAGGUGGUGAUGAUCACGGGCGAUAGUCCGCUUACCGCCUGCCAUGUGGCCCGAGAACUCCGCUUCACCCGCAAGAAGCUGCUCAUCCUGACCCCACCUGACCAGGAAAAUGGAGACAGCUAUAGUUGGGUAUCCAUUGACGGGGAUCAAACAUACGAGCUGGAUGUUACGAGUGAUAGCAAGGGCAUCUCCCUUUUACUGAGCUCGCAUGACCUCUGUAUCACCGGUGAGGGGCUGCGGCAUCUGCAGCAGAAUCAUCAGCAAUACAUGCGCCAUCUGUUGCCACAGAUAACAGUCUGUGCCCGCUUCGCACCCAAGCAGAAAGAGUUCGUGAUCACACAGCUUAAGCAGCUGGGCUACUGCACUUUAAUGUGUGGUGAUGGCACCAACGAUGUGGGAGCCCUGAAGCACGCCAACGUGGGCGUCUCCUUGCUGACCAGUGCGCCAGUGAAGCGUAAGCGCACCGAGGAGGAGCAGCAGCAGGCGACGGCGGCGGCCAAUGCGGCUGCUGCAGCAGCUCAGGCAGCAGCCAAUGCCAACCAACAGUUGACGCCAAGAGAGCGCGCACUGCGUCGGCGACAGGAACAUAUCAACCAGACACAAGCUCGCCUGCAGAAUGCGAUGCGGGACUUGGAGGAGCAAACUAUGGUCAAGUUGGGUGACGCCUCCAUUGCGGCGCCAUUCACCAGCAAGUCAUCCUCGAUCAUGUGCGUUAACCACAUCAUUAAGCAGGGUCGCUGUACGCUGGUAACCACACUCCAGAUGUUCAAGAUCCUCGCCCUCAACGCCCUUAUUCAGGCAUACUGCCAGUCCGUACUUUACAUCGAUGGCAUCAAGUUUAGCGAUACCCAAGCUACCAUGCAGGGCAUCUUCAUUGCCGCCUGCUUUCUCUUCAUAACACGAGCUAAGCCACUGAAAACUCUGUCCAAGGUGGCUCCACUGCCAAACAUCUUCAAUUUUUACACGAUUUCGACUAUUCUCAGCCAGUUUGCUGUGCAUUUUGGAACUCUCUACUACCUUACCAGCCAGGCCAAUAUCUUGGCACCACCCAGAGUGGGCAAAGUGAAGUUGUACAUUGACAUGGAUGCUGAGGAGAAGACUAAAUACGACCCAAACAUUGUAAGCAGCACGGUUUAUAUAAUUUGUUUAUCACUGCAAGUGGCCACCAUUGCAGUCAAUUAUAAGGGCCAUCCAUUUAUGGAGAGCUUACGCUCCAAUCGCAUGCUGAUGUAUGCCAUCGGAGCAUCAGCGACAUUGGUGAUUCUUCUGUCCACGGGCCUGGCGCCCGAACUAACGGAAUUCUUUGAGAUAAUUCAUUUCCCAACGGAGUUCCGCACAACGUUGCUCGGUGUCCUGGUCCUUGAUAUUGUAGGGGCCUUCCUUUUGGACCGCAUUUGCUCAUUCCUCUUCGGGGAAACGCGUCGCAAAUCCAAAGUGCUGAACUGUUAGGACCAUUUAAUACUAAGUACUAGAAAAGGAGACCAUUCAAAAACCCAACGUUCCAAAAGAUAGAUAAACCUUUUCAUUUAAUUUGUAUCCCCCUUUAUGGUAAACAACUUAACGUGUUUAAUGGCGUCGGUUUCUUAAAUGUUCAAAUUCCGCAUCACUGAAUCAACAUAAUGCAUUUAGAGUGCAUUACCGGGCAAAUGUAUUAUCGAGCAGCCUAUAUCAUUUUAAUUUGACAAAGCAACAACUUUCGAUAUCUUCGACUCCCGUAUAUGCGAAUAAUGAAAUUGUCGUAAUAUUUGUAAUGCUAAUAAAAAUAGAAAAGUUU
Messenger RNA from Drosophila suzukii, 4149 nucleotides. RefSeq names its product endoplasmic reticulum transmembrane helix translocase. Gene Ontology annotation, biological process: transmembrane transport; intracellular calcium ion homeostasis. The record is from RefSeq and is a predicted model, not a curated record. Gene Ontology annotation, cellular component: endoplasmic reticulum membrane. Lineage: Eukaryota; Metazoa; Arthropoda; Insecta; Diptera; Drosophilidae. Gene Ontology annotation, molecular function: ATP binding; P-type ion transporter activity; ATPase-coupled monoatomic cation transmembrane transporter activity.